Malania oleifera is the source of this 1000-nucleotide messenger RNA. RefSeq lists its product as uncharacterized. The record is from RefSeq and is a predicted model, not a curated record. NCBI's taxonomy places the organism in Eukaryota, Viridiplantae, Streptophyta, Magnoliopsida, Santalales, Ximeniaceae. The transcript is spliced from 3 exons. The coding region runs from base 355 to 648 and encodes 97 amino acids.
UAGAAACCACCAUCAUUUUUCCCCUCAACUUUUAUUAAAUAUAUUUAAAUAAAUUAAAACCAAAUCCGUAAAAACACCCUCUCCCCCUAGUGACCGCUGUUGCUGGUCGUCCUCCGCCGCCGCCUCCUCCUCCUUGCGCCACCUGGCCCUUGACUCCCCGUCUCUGUACCGCACGGCUGAGUGCCCCUCCCGGCUCUCAUAUCUCAGUUUCUCAGUUCAACGGUCCACACUAUCUAGUAUCUGAAGACUUUCAAGUCUCAACUCUCAAAAUUUGUCAAGUCUUUCGUCUCUCGGAUCUUAGCCCUGGCAAGUCCAAUCCUCACAGAUUUGUUUUCAUAAAUCCAGGAGGUGAAAAUGGCAAGCUACCUAUGGAGGAAAUAUGCAGAUUACAUCUACACCAAGUGGGAAAAAACCCUUCUGUGGGACAUGGUUGAGCCUUACAGACGACCCAAGUCAUUCACCCCUCUUGUCGUGAUCUAUGUCGCUGCUUUUUACACUGGGGUCAUUGGCUCUGCCAUCACAGAGCAACUCUACAAGGAAAAAUACUGGGAAGGCCAUCCUGGGGAGGCCGUGCCUCUUAUGAAGCCCAAGUUCUACUACGGCCCUUGGAAGGUACACAAAGGGGAUGUUCUCCCACCCAACCAAUGAAAUCCAUAACCAUGAGCAACCAGUUGGAGAACAUGUGUUCAAACUCUCCUCCCUCUUAGCUUCCUUUCAUUGUACAUGUUUUAGGCUUUGAUAGUAUUUAGCAAACGAAGGUUUACGGUUCCCCCAGUCUGUUGAUAAGGACCUACGAUGUUGUUUCGUAUUCGUGCUGAGGAUAACUGGAAGAUUGGUCGAAAGUACUUGUUGUGUCUGAGUUGGCUUAGUGGGCUUCGUUUCCAUCAAGAAUUUGGAUGAGAAGUUCUGGUGUCUCUUUGAUUGUUGCCAAACAUUCAUUUAUCAUACUCUUGGUAUGUAGGAUUGGAUCAGAUGGAAUAAAUCAAAUUGAAAUUGGGUA